Silurus meridionalis is the source of this 3583-nucleotide messenger RNA. RefSeq names its product AVL9 homolog (S. cerevisiase) (gene avl9). The transcript is spliced from 16 exons. The record is from RefSeq and is a predicted model, not a curated record. NCBI's taxonomy places the organism in Eukaryota, Metazoa, Chordata, Actinopteri, Siluriformes, Siluridae. Bases 545 to 2392 code for a protein of 615 amino acids. Gene Ontology annotation, cellular component: cytoplasm.
AAUAAAACAAUACAUUUGACGAAAGGCCACCUUACACAGUUAAAACAACUAAUGACAAUUUAAAAUAAAACCACACAACUGAUAAUAAGGAUGGAUGCAGGAUUGUUAAUCUGCUGCUGAAAAACAAAUGAUCUGUAUUUUGAUGUCAUUUUUAUAGCUCUGUUUUUGGGGAUCUGUUUGUAUGGUUCAUAUAUACAGGACCUGAGGUAAGUAUUAAAGCAGGUAAUGAUAUCAAAAUAAAUACUUUUCUUUUUUAAAUCAAACAAUACAAUGUGUUAAUGAUCGUGUAUAAGAUUAAUUAUAAUAUUAUAAUCCGAAUUUCACAAAUCUCAGACUUGGUUUAUCGCGCGUGAUGCUGCUGAGGGGAAAAAACUACAGCGUUGAACCUUGUGAGAGAGUCGGUUGAUGACGUCAUGAUCACGAGUGCGGAAGCGGAAGUAGUCUGUUUGUCCUGCAGUAACGAGCCGAUGAGGGGAACAGGGGCGUCGGGUUUAUUAUUAUUAUUAUUUUAAUCUGGAUUAAAAAUUCUCUCUCACACGCGGUGAUGGAGUCCGGCGGGGUGGACGAGAUUAAAGGAGCCGUGCUGCACAUCGUGGUGGUCGGAUUUCACCACAAGAGGGGCUGCCAGGUGGAGUUCUCAUACCCUCCUAUCAGCGACGAAGGUCAUGACAGUAACCUGUUGCCCGAGCAGUGGAAGUACCUGCCGUUCCUCGCUCUGCCUGACGGGGCGCACAACUACCAGGAGGACACGGUGUAUUUCCUGCUGCCCCCUCUGAGCGCGGAGAUAAAGUGUGUGUACGGCGUUUCCUGCUACAGACAGAUCGAAGCCAAGGCGCUGAAGGUGAGACAGGCCGACGUUACCAGGGAGACGGUGCAGAAGAGCGUGUGUGUCCUGAGCAGAGUGCCCGUGUUCGGUCUGAUCGCCGCCAAGCUGCAGCUCAUCACACACGCCUACUUCGAGGAGAAGGACUUUUCCCAGAUCUCCAUCCUGAAGGAGCUGUAUGAUCAAAUGAACAGUUCUCUGCGGUUCCCAACCCUGGAGGGAUCACAGGUGUUUCUGGGUUUAUCUGCUCGAGAUUUAAUACUUCACUUCAAACACAAGGUUCUGAUUCUCUUUAAGUUGAUCCUGCUGGAAAAGAAGGUGCUGUUCUAUGUCUCGCCUGUUAACAGAUUAGUUGGAACCCUGAUGACCGUUCUCUCACUGUUCCCUGGUAUGAUCGAGCGCGGCCUGCACAACUCCUCUCACUACCAUCCGAAAAGCAGCCAAUCAGAGAGCGCCGACGUCAUCAAAAGCGCAGACCACACGGAGAACCCCGAAGUGUUUGUGUCCGAGCCGACAGCUGACCAAUCAGAGGGCUCCGUGGGUGCCGAGGCCUCUCCGAGCUCUCCUGAUUGGCUGGAAAGCGAGUGGGAGAGUCUGGACCCGAGCGUGCUGGAGGAGGUGGAGGUGGAGGAGAAGGAGGAGGUAAAGAAGGAUGAAGGGAGAAGUGCACAGCCCGGGUGUAUGGAGUCCGAUUCGAACACGCCCAUCACUGUUCAGCCCAAAGCCACGCCCACUCAGACUGCCACAGACUCGCACAGCGAUAUACACACACACAGCACACACACACCCCUGCUGGACGAGGACCAGUACGGCCUGCCCCCUGCCAUCUUCACCAAGGGUUACCUGUGUCUGCCUUACAUGGCUCUUCAGCAACAUCACCUGCUCUGUGAUGUCAGAGUUCGGGGGUUCGUUGCUGGAGCAACCAACAUCCUGUUCCGUCAGCAGAGACACCUGAGUGACGCCAUCGUAGAUGUGGAAGAGGCUGCGAUCCACAUCUCUGACCCGGAGUUACGGCGCGUCCUCAGCUUGACCACAGCAGACCUGCGUUUCUGCGACUUCCUGUUGAAGAGUGUGUGUGAGCACAGCGAGGACGUGUUCUUGGACGGGACCGGCUGGGAGGGAGGAGACGAGUGGAUCCGCGCGCAAUUCACACACUACAUGCACACGCUAUUAGCGUCCACACUACAGCAAGAAUCUGAGAAGCUGCUGGUGGAUUACGGCUCUGUUUUCAUCUCCGCCUGGAGGAACACACACAAUUACAGAGUGUGGUGCAGCUCACAGCAUCCGGCCUUCGCCCAAAUCACACCGGGUCACCCGUUCCAGGGGCAGUACAGUGUGGCGGACGUGAAGCUGCGUUUCUCACACUCGGUGCAGAACAGCGAAAGAGGGCGGAAACUGGGCAGCGCCAUGAUGAGCACCAGCAGGAGUGUAGUGCAGACCGGCAGAGCUGUCGGUCAAUCGGUUGGCGGAGCCUUGAACAGCGCCAAGACGGUGAUGUCAUCGUGGUUCUCGACACUCUCUCAACCGGCGUUAAUAUCUAACUCGCCGUCCACGACGACUAAGCAGUGACUUUCUCACACACACACACACACACACACACACACACACACACACACACACACACAUCUUGCACUCGAUCUAACACACUACCCUCUUCAGUGUACCGUGUUUGGUGUGUCAUUAGUGUCCGACCAAUCAGCAUUUAGCGCAGCCUCGGCCUGAUCAAUGUGUGUGUACCCGAAAUAAGCAGCCUUAAUGUCCAUCAGCGGGAGGACAGGAUGGACAUAUGUCUCCAUGCUCCAUCGGUUCCAUACGUAUUUGGACAGUUACACAAUUUCUGUUACUUUGUUUCGGUUUACCAUCAAAACAGAGUUGACAGUAAGCAAUUUUUUUUUUUAAACACAGUCUCUCUAUUUAAUAGCUGCUCAAACGUAAUUGGACAAACUACGACCAGCAGGUCUUCGAAGUAUCUGCCUGGAGUCUGGAUUCUAUCGGCGUUACGAAAUGAGUUUUCUCCAACGAGACGUUUUUUUUUUGGUUUUCCUGCAGCCGCUGUUAUGUGCUAAAGUUUGCAGUCCCUUCCGCUUCCAGGUUUAAGAUGAUGAUGUAUUAUUCAGAUCAUGGGCCCUUCCUUUCCUUCUCCAUAAACAAACCCCUCCCCCAGAAAUCACUUUGGUACUGGUUAAUUUUGUUCCAGAACUUUUUUUUUUAUUAUGAGUUUUUCUUGCAGUGCAGUCCGGCCUCUACGGACAUUCUUGAGCGUUCUUAUCCGUUAGUCAGUCACAACAACGAGCUAAACAAAGAUCACGCAUCGUUAUCAGAGAGUCCAGAGGCGCCUUCAUGAAUGUGCACGAGGGUUUAACUCGCAACUCAAACCCCCGGCGUUCCACAAAAACACGACACUUAUAUUAGAAUUACAUCCAAACUCGUAAAAAAUAAUCCUUAUUGUACCGAUCGCUCGUUUGUCCGAUUACUUUUGAUGGAAGGACUGUGCCGUAAUGAAAUGGGUGUAAUUUCUUCAAACCUUCGAAUUAGACCUGAAAGCUGAAAUCGAUUGUGGCCGUAUACAUAAAAACGAGUGUGACUGUCCUUGUACUUAUGGGCCCGAUUGUGCAUACCUGUAUAUAAAUGAUAUAAAACAUAUACCAUUAUAAUUCUUCUGCCCUGUCUGUCUGUCUGUCUGUCUGUCUGUCAUGUGUUAUUUUGGAGAUGCAUCGAUGUAUUCAAGACUAAAUACAGAUACAGGUUUCUUUCUUUCGA